AAUCUCUAAAUCAGAUUUCUCUAAUUUAUAGCCACACUGAUGAAAAUCCUUGUAUUGACAUUGAACUCACAAACCUGUUCACUGCCUUGAAGUCUGAAACUGCACGAACUACUGAUGUUACAAAGAAGCUGGGCAUCGAGAGAGUGUAUGAACAAAGUGAUGCUGCUGAGUACUUUGAGAAGAUUUUAAGACUAGCCAGUGCUGAUGCGUCACAGAUCUUCCAGGGAAGCCUGGUCCACGCAACCGAAUGCUCUAAAUGUCUAAGCACAAGCGAUGAACCUGCACCUUUCUGGGAUCUUCCUCUGGCCUUGAAGAAUUCCCAUGGCGAAGCCUACAAGGUGGUAAGUAUCCCACAACCUGCAACCCUGAAAGUGUUUUAAGAUGCAAGUUGGUCAAACAAACUAAAUAAAGAUGACCACUGCACCUGUCGAUAAUCAGAAUCUGUUGGAGGGAUGUUUUAAUUGGCACCUCUCUUCAUGUGCUGAGGGGAAGCACGUUGGGACGGUCAGUUCAAGUGACGUGAGUGUCUUUUCAGGUGCACGGCAUUCAAGACUUUUUCAAGGUUUCAGAAUUUGUCGGAGACAACCAGUUAUACUGUGACGAGUGCUGCGCCAAACAAGAUGCUGCUGGCGUGAGUAUAAAUAAAAACCGUCUCUGCAGGGAUCCUACAGUUUCUGAUGGAAAACCUGAAGGAAACUAUUGAAACACCUGUACUUCUUCCAGAAAUACCAGAUAAAGCAACAUCCGGAGGUUUUGAUGUUGCUGCUGAAGAGGUUUGAGUUCAGCUACCAUCAGAUGUCCUUCGUCAAAAACAGCUGUGUUGUGAUUGUUCCACGUAUGCUGACAAUACCUGAGAAUCAGACUUAUGAAAUUUAUGCAUUUGUGGAACAUUUCGGGAGUCUGAGAGGUGGACACUACACGGCAACCAUCAAGUCCCAAGACGAGGACAGAUGGUACGAAUUCAAUGAUUCCACCGUCACACCGCUUCACAAGCAGAUGUUCCAAAACCACACCACUGAGAAGUCGAACACGGCUUAUCUUCUGUUUUACAGAAAGAAAAGUCUUGGAUCCGUAGAAAACAGAGAUGUGUCUGACGACGAAGUUCUCCCACCUGACACUAAUAAGAACUACCACCAGCCACAAGCCAAGAGAAUGAAGACAAGAGAUAAAAAUAUAGAAAUACAGAACAGCUCAAAGGCCAGAGAAGAAAGAUCAGCUGAUGAAGAGGCCUCGAACAAAGGAGCUCAGUCCAAGUGGACUGGACUGUACGGCGACCAGGAUGAUUCUAGGGAAAGAAAAGGUGUGCGUGGCAGCCAUGAUGCUGAGGCUAGACAAAAACCGAAGUAUGAAGAGGGCGUGGGAGGAGAAGCAGAAGGUGAAUAUGCAGAAAUGACAGAAGAUGAGCUGAGGGCUAGAGAGAAGAGAAAAAUUCCUGCAAAAAAAGACAAGGAAGGCAAGAAUGGACAAAAGGAGAAGCAACAUGCAGGGAGGAUUGAAGGAAAGAAAGAAAAUACUGAAGCGGAGGGCCUGGCUUCAACAAAUGUUAGGGAGUUAGAAAGGCAUGACUCUCGUAAAGAUACAGAAGGCAAGAAAAGCGUUAGUUCUGGGGAGCAGAACAUGCAAAAAAAUCCCCUGGCUUGUAAAGAGGAAACUGGUAGCUCAAAGGAGGUAAAAAUGAGGACGCUGCGGGAGGAAAAUAAACCAAAGAUGCAAGUUAAUAACCAGUCACAAAGGGCGAAAACAUCUGAGAUGAGGGAUCAUGUAGAUGAGGAUAGGGAAGGACGAGUUGAUGAUGCACUUAUCACUAAGGAGAACCGAGCCAAAAACCAGGUAAUCAAGAACCACGAUGAGAUCACAGAGGAACCUCUUCCCUUACAGAAGGGACCAGAACUUUGA
Cololabis saira (Pacific saury) is the source of this 1896-nucleotide messenger RNA. RefSeq lists its product as uncharacterized. Gene Ontology annotation, biological process: protein K63-linked deubiquitination; protein K48-linked deubiquitination; endosome organization. The record is from RefSeq and is a predicted model, not a curated record. Gene Ontology annotation, cellular component: midbody; postsynaptic density; cytosol. Lineage: Eukaryota; Metazoa; Chordata; Actinopteri; Beloniformes; Belonidae. Bases 757 to 1896 code for a protein of 379 amino acids. Gene Ontology annotation, molecular function: cysteine-type deubiquitinase activity. The transcript has 8 exons.